Molecule: messenger RNA, 1779 nt
Organism: Thyridium curvatum
Lineage: Eukaryota; Fungi; Ascomycota; Sordariomycetes; Thyridiales; Thyridiaceae
Exons: 1
Coding region: 1-1779 (592 amino acids)
Source: RefSeq, a predicted model, not a curated record
AUGACAAAAAGGUUCCACUUGCACGGCCACGCUUAUGUCGAUGGCAAGGCUUCCGGCAGACUCUUAGCGAGCAACCUCGAGCUGAGCUUCUGGGGUGGCGUCGAUCCUCAGACGGGGGAGGUAAUAGACCGUCACCAUCCACUGAGUGGGAGAAAUCUUCAAGGGGCUAUCUUGGCCAUCCCCGGGGGCCGAGGAUCCUGCUCUGGAAGCGGGGUCUUACUGGAGCUUCUUAUGAACGACAGAGGGCCCACAGCCAUGGUAUUCCAACGACGGGAGGAUAUCCUGACACUGGGCGUCAUGAUUGCCGAAGAGAUCUUUGGCAAAGCGAUACCAGUCGUGACCCUCGAAGCCACUGACUUCUGUCAACUUCUUGAAUCCGACGGCUGCCAAGUUUGCGUCGAGGGCGGGGACAUCUUCAGUGGCGAGCCUGAUCCCAAUCAGCGACAAUUACUUCAUCCCAAGACCAGUCAUCUCAGUCCUCCGGAUGCGGAAAUCAGACUCUCGGAGCUGGAUCAGCAGUUCCUCGACGGUGUUUACGGCGAAGCCGCUCGGGCAUCAAUGCGCAUCGUCAUACGCAUGGCUACUCUCCUCGGGGCAACGGAGCUCAUGGAUAUCAGCCAGGCACACAUCGACGCGUGCAUCUACACGGGACCGGCAUCCCUCGCCGUGGCCCAGAAGCUUCGGGACUGGGGAGGCCGGGUCAGAGUCCCUACGUCACUCAACUCGAUAUCCGUCGACCAAAGACGCUGGAGAGCCCAGGGCGUCGCCGUCGAGCUCGGCACCCCCGCCUCAAGACUUGCCGAGGCAUUUACGGACAUGGGCGCGACCCCGACUUUCACAUGUGCACCGUACCAACUCGAGACGGCUCCCGGGCUGGGCGAGCAGAUCGCCUGGGCCGAGUCGAACGCGGUCGUCUACGCGAAUAGUGUCCUGGGGGCCAGGACGAUGAAGUACCCCGAUUUCCUCGACACGGCUAUCGCGCUCACGGGCCGGGCACCGAAGGCAGGGCCGCAUGUCGAGACCAACAGGCGGGCGACGCUCGUUGUCCGACUCGUGGAUUUACAGGGAAGAGAUGUGGACGACGACAGUUUCUACCCCUUGAUGGGCUAUCAUGUCGGGACGUUGUCUUCGAGCCAGAUUCCUCUCGUCGUCGGCAUGGAGUCUCUGGCGCCGUCCAAGGAUGACCUCAAGGCCUUUGGCGCCGCGUUUGCCACGGUCUCGAGCGCGCCUAUGUUUCACAUUCAGGGCGUCACGCCCGAGGCUAGCUCAUCGCACGAUGUGACCGGUGCGGAUAGCUCGAUACGUACUGUCGAUAUCAAAUUGGAGGACUUGGCGGGUGCCUGGACGAGCCUGAACUCGGGCUCUCCGGGCCGUCAGCAUGUCGGCCUAGUAUCCCUGGGCAACCCCCAUUUCUCCCUCUCCGAGAUCAGGACGCUCGCUCAGCUCUGCCGGAACCGAACAAAGGCGGAGGGCGUCAGCGUCAUGGUGACCUGCGGGCGGGCGACGCACGGCCUGGCCGAGCAGGCGGGCCUCGUCGGGGAGCUCGAGUCCUUCGGCGUGCAGUUCAUCACCGACACCUGCUGGUGCAUGAUCGGCGAGCCGAUCGUGGGGUCCUCGGUCGCGGCCGUCGUCACCAACUCGGGCAAGUACGCGCACUACGGGCCGGGGCUGACGGGCAAGGACUUCUACUUUGCGAGCCUGGCCGGGUGUGUCGAUGCGGCGUGCGGGAGGCGCCCGGCUGAUCUGGUGCCCGGGUGGCUUGCGCGAUGCAUGCGAUGA